AUGUCGGACUACUUGUUCCGUACACCACCCCGCCGAGGUACCAUGGCGAGGACCAGCCUUCCCCACCGCGAGUCUCGUGAGCCGCUACUGGCUCGCGCCGACGGCAAUUCGUCUCCAUCGCGGAGUGGCGCAUCGAGCAGGGAGUUCGAGCACUCGCAUUCGCUCGAGGUCGGCGCCCAGACCCCCGAGGACUUCUUGUUCGUCACGCCCCGGCACUCGCCUUCGCGACUUCCAGGGAAAGGGCCCAGUCCUCCGCACGCUCGCGGUUUCGAUGUGGCGCCCUUCCUGCGGCUCGAGCCUGCGGCGCUGGCACCCUCGCCGCCCAGGAAGCGCAAGCGCAAGUACAAUGUGGGUGCGGGGCCCAGUAUUCGGUACAACGAGAAUCUGAAGAAAGCCACGCGAGACUUCAUCCGGCCGUGGAAGCGGGCAUUCUCCACUUCCACCAUUCGACUGGAGCGGUCGCCACCGCCAUCGCCGAAGGAGCGCAAGUUCCAGACGGUUCCUGCUCGGUCCAGGGGCCUCCGCUCCCUGGAGACCACAUCGCCGACUCGGACGAACAUGGGCCGCAAGAGGCAGCGUCAGCACGCCGAGACGAUGUCGUCCUGGAGUCCGAGUAAGGGUCGUAUAGUCAGUCCGCAGGCCAAGAUUCGCGGGUUGGAGCGUAGUGCGAUCCCCAAGUCGAUACAAGUCCUGGGCCCUCCGUUCCGCCAGCGUACCUGA
This is a messenger RNA of Rhodofomes roseus, 720 nucleotides long. RefSeq lists its product as uncharacterized. NCBI's taxonomy places the organism in Eukaryota, Fungi, Basidiomycota, Agaricomycetes, Polyporales, Fomitopsidaceae. The transcript has a single exon. The record is from RefSeq and is a predicted model, not a curated record. Bases 1 to 720 code for a protein of 239 amino acids.